Messenger RNA from Micropterus salmoides (largemouth bass), 6750 nucleotides. It is a transcript of the gene sh3bp5lb, whose product is annotated as SH3-binding domain protein 5-like, b. Bases 429 to 1823 code for a protein of 464 amino acids. NCBI's taxonomy places the organism in Eukaryota, Metazoa, Chordata, Actinopteri, Centrarchiformes, Centrarchidae. The transcript is spliced from 6 exons. Gene Ontology annotation, molecular function: protein kinase inhibitor activity. Gene Ontology annotation, cellular component: cytoplasm. Gene Ontology annotation, biological process: intracellular signal transduction; negative regulation of protein tyrosine kinase activity. The record is from RefSeq and is a predicted model, not a curated record.
AUACGUGUGGUAUGUGAAAUUGCCCUUACCUAACUAUCUACCAAGUAGAAGAGUGCGGUUAUUCACAUAUAAAAGAUGAUUGCUUGUCCUGAUUGUCCCUAUAUAUAUUUUUUAAUAAGUACAUAAAACUACCAAGACGUAUCACAAUAAAAUAAAUACUACAUUUAUGAGAAAACAAUCUGAGCAAGGUAGAGUAAUGCGGAGUGCCACUAACUGUCAUGUGCAGCCUACACGACUCAAACAGCCAGGCUACGAAGGGGCUAGCAUUAGCCAGGCAGUGCUGUUUGUAUUGCAGACAAAGCGGGACAUUUAAGUACUACAGUAUUAAUUGUUUACCAGUAGCACUUCUCCCACUGGUGUAAACAAUGAUACCGCAUUGUUCCGGGAGACUAACGCAAUAAAAACGGCAGCCGGACGACAGGCCGCUAAUGGAGCCGGGGACCUGGCGUGAAAUUCCGAACGCCGCGUGGUGCCCUAAACCGACCGGUUUGCGGGAGGAGACCCCAGGGGAAGAGGCGGAAGGCGGGGACGGGAGCACCGUGAUGCUGAAGCGAAGAGGAGUUGACGAAGACACCGCGGAGGAGGUGAAAGCGCAGUGUGAGGACGACGAGAAGCAUUUUAAAGCCGGAGGGGAAGACGAUGCUGGCAAACACGAGGAGGAACUGGACCCAAGAAUUCAGGAGGAGCUGGAGCACCUCAACCAGGCCAGCGAUGAGAUCAACAAGCUGGAGCUGCAGCUGGAUGAUGCCAGGUCCAGCUACAGGAGGAUUCUUACUGAUUCUGCCAGGAAGCUCAAUGCUCAGGGCUCCCAGCUCGGUGCCUGCAUUGAGAAAGCAAGGCCCUACUAUGAAGCCCGAAGACUUGCCAAAGAGGCCCAACAAGAAACCCAGAAGGCAGCUCUGAGAUAUGAGAGGGCCGUAUCCAUGCACACUGCUGCCAGAGAGAUGGUUUAUGUGGCAGAGCAGGGCCUCUUGGCUGACAGGAACACCAUGGACCCAACCUGGCAGGAGAUGCUCAACCAUGCCACUGCCAAGGUGAACGAGGCAGAAGAGGAGCGCCUCCGCAGUGAGCGGGAGCACCAACGAGUCACACAGCUCUGCCAGGAUGCAGAGGCUCGAGUCCAGACCCUCCAGAAAACCUUGAAGAAGGUCAUCCUCAAAUCCAAACCUUACUUUGAACUCAAGGCUCAGUUCAAUCAUAUUUUGGAGGAACAUAAGGCUAAAGUAGUACAGCUGGAGGAGCAGGUGGCAAAAGCAAAAGCUCGUUACUCUGUGGCUCUGCGGAACCUGGAGCAGAUCAGCGAGCAGAUCCAUGCACAGAGGGGGCGAAUCACGGCCAGCAGGGCCCAUCCUGAAGUCUGCGGGGGACGGAGCUCCCCAGUGGGUGCUGAGGCUGAGGUCAGAGUCGCCAUCGGGAUUCACAUCAGUAGCUGUGCGGGAGUCGGUGGGAUAGAGAGUGACUGGGCGGACGGUGAGAAAACCAGGCUUUGGGUGGAGAGGCACAGAGAGAGUGGCUGGGGACAGAGGGAGCGACUAGAGGCGGAGCAGGCCGGCUCAGACUGCGCGUCAGUCAUUAGCCUGCAGACCAUCGCCUCUGACCUGGAAAAGUGUGACUCGGUGGAGCACCUGGGUGAGCUGAGUGACACGGGGAGCGUGCUGGGUGAGGAUUGGGACCGCAACAGGAAACCUAAUGAGAGGCCAGUCGGCGGGGAGGUGGUGACCGAGGGGCCCCAGGAGGCGGGGGUCCACCAUGAGAAGGGAGUGGUUGGUAAAGAGAAGCAGGAGAGUUUUGUCAAGCAGCACCACAGGAGUGUUAGUCUAUGAUGGUGAACAGAAGGGAACUGAUGAGUGAUGACGAGUCAGGAUCAGGGCGAGUGUGUGAUGAGGGAUCAGAGAGGAAAUUAGAAAGGAGAGAGAAAGCAGGAAUGUGAAUGGAGAGCAUGACAGUGAUUGACACAGCGCCGCAGUAACUUCAGUUAGGAAUAGCAGGUACAUUGGCUACACUAAUGAAUCUCUAUGUGACAGCAAUAAACAGAGAGAGCAGUCUUGCAGACUCUCUGACCUCCCCUCACACCCUUUACAGUGUCUGAUCCAGUCUGUUGCUCCACACGUUGAAACCUCAACAAAAAUGCAUGAGGAAAACUAAUCUGUAGAGUACAAACAGGCAAUUUAGAAACAUUGUACGCAUGCUACUGUUUAAUGUGCUUGAUUUAAACAUAGUUGUUCUCUGCAUUAACAUGGUUAGCCCUGCCACAGCUAUAACAUCAUCAAGGAUUAGGGUAUCCCGGCUCUCUUUCCUCUCCUCCUGGGCCAAUGACAGCACCCAUCAUAGUGCCUAGUCCGAUUGAUCUGGCUGGGUAGAUCUACUCAUGGUCCGCUGCUGUUUUAUCCUAACCCUGGCUUCCUUUUCCGAUGAAUGUAUAAUGUGUUUCAGCAAUAAAGCCGAAAAAUAAAAGAAUAACAGAUGAAAAUAUAGUGGAGUUUGAAGGAGCUACCUUGCUAUCUGCAAAAUCUCCUGAUCCAGUUGAACAAUUUUGGCUUAGCCUUUUAAAUCAAAUCCAACAAGACAUCAUUCUUUGAUGUUUCAGCAAUAAAGUUGGAAAAAAAAUAACAGAUUAAACAAAAAAGUAGCGCCGUUUGAAGGAGCUACCUGCCGCAUCUUCACACCGCAUUGCCAUAGCAAUAACCUUGACUAUUUGAGCUGACUAAUCAUUCUGCACGAUUGUUAGAUUCCACAGUCAAGGCAAUAAGCCAAGUACAUGAAACAAACCAAAUCCACACUUCCACACACAGUUUGAGGUUUUCCUCAAACUGUGACUGGAGAAUUAGUGCCCCAACUAUUUAUUACUAUUACUAAUUAUUGAUGAGCUCAGCUUCUAAUAUUCAUAUAAUGGUAGUGAAUGGCCUUUUUUUUUGGCGAGUUUUGUAAAUUAGGUUAAAAUCUACAUGUGGAUGGAAACCUGGCUAAUGUUAGAAAUGUCACAACAAAUAAGUGCAUUUGCAUCUGGGCUGAGGCAUUAAACUUGUUUACCUGACAACAUGGUUCCAAUGUCAGGGGCUUAUGGGAAAUGAUGCUGUGGAAAUUGAGUCAAAUUUGGUUUUCAAAUGCUCCGUAAAUGCUCCGUACUUGUAUAGCGCCUUUCUAGUCUUUUCGACCACUCAAAGCGCUUUUGCACUACAUCUGCAUUCACCAGUCACACUCACUCAUACACUGGCGGAACAGCCACCAGGCAGGUUUCUUUCGUCCAGCUUUUCUAAUUAAUGAAGAUGCUUGUGUGGAAACAUGGCUUUGUGUUUCCCCAUUGCAUAGUAACUUUGAAAUUAAAAUCAGGUGUCCUUUUAUAUUAAUUAACUGUCUUGAAGCUAACCGUUUUAGAACAAACUAAAGUGUAUAUAGUGUGAAGCGAAAGGUGAAACAUUGUUUCAGAACGCGUACAUGCAAAAACUAUUUGCAGAUUAAUGAUCACCCCUUUGCAAAUGUCCACAUAAUUUUGUUCAGACAUUGAAAUAAACAACAUGGAUAUAGGCCAAGUUGCAAGCAUCACUGCGUGGCAUGACAGGAACAGAAAUAGACAAUUAAAUCGUUAAUUGCAAUUAUUUGAAUGACAAUUAAUCGUCUGCUACAAUUUGAGUCUGUCAAAUGUCAGUUCAACACUGAGAUCCAUCAGCCUCCAGACAAACUAUAGUGACCUUUAGAAGCUGACAGAAACCUGACUGGCACUAGCUGAGAAUAAGGAAAUUAUCCUUUUUUCCUUUUUGUCGGUGACUUUAACCUUAGCAUGUACACUGUGAACAUACGUCUGUGACUGUAACCCACUGCCUUGUUCAGCAUAUGAAUCACUCUAAAUAGAGCUAGACCUGCCAAGCAAAUAUAUCAGCCGAUAUAUAUCAAACAAACCAAAUUUAAGGGAUCCUUCUGAAAAUGUUUGUGUUUUAUGAAAAAAUACUAUAUCCAAUAUGUCAUUAUUAGAUUGUUAAAGUUUUAAAAAUAUUUAUUUUCUCUAGUUUACUGACCUGAAACUAGAGGACCAGGUCUCUGCUGUUGCACAGAUAGCCACAUCCCAUGUUAUGCCAAGGGAAAUAGCUGAAUGUUGAAGUUGGGGAUUUAUUUUUGUUUUAUUUAAAGUGCCUAUGAGUCCUGAUUGGGUUUGGUUAGCCAACAAUGAUUCUACUACUAAUAAACCGAAGAGGUGGAUGCCAGACAUUUACAGUAACACAGAAAUAUAAUAAAAUUAUUUAAAGGAGCAUAAGUUAUAAAUUAGUCAACAGUCUACUUUAACUGGAGAGAGCUAAUAGUCUGACCUUUAUAAAAUGUUCAAGCUGCAGGACUUUAAAGGCAAAGUUUGACACUGAUGAUGACAUUUUCUACAAGUAUUAAUUUAUUACUGGAAAUUAUAUUAUCUGUACUAUAUUGGAAUGUUUCUCCCAGAAGACUGAUGUCAAUGUCUGAAAUAGGUCCUGUGUGUAACUCAAGUUCAGUUUAUUGUCAUUAAACCAUGUUAGACAUGAAGGAACGAAAUUUCAGGUCUACCAGUGUACAGAAUAAAUAACACUUUAAGAUAAACCCUAUAAUAUAAUAGUUAAAAUAACCUAAAACUAUAAUAAAUACAUAGUUCAAACCGUAGAGCAUCGGUAAAGUGCCUCAUGCAGUCACAGCAGUCCAAAAAAGCAAAGGACAGAGGAGCUCUAAGCCAGGGAAUGCAUAAGUCUCACACCCCCUGACAAGAAGCUGCAUGUUAACCUCGUCGUUCUUGCUUUUAAGCUGCACAGCCUUCUGCCUGAGGGGAGGAUGGUAAACGGUUUGUGUGCCGGGUGUGUGGGGUCCUUCAUGAUACCUGACGCUCUGCUUCUGCACCUGCUGACAUAGAUGUCCAUGGAAGGGAGGCUGCUAUUGGUAAUUUAUUUAGCAGAUUUGACCACUCAUGGCAGCACCUUCCUGUCAGCAGCAGAGCAAUUCCCAUACCAAACAGUGAUGGAGGAUGUCAGUAUGCUCUCCACCACACACCGGUAGAAAAAGGUCAGGACAGCAGGGCUGAGGCUGGCCUGCUUCAAGUACAUGCUUUGGUGGGCCUUCUUAAUAAUGCUGGCUGUGUUGGUGGCCCAUGUGAGGUUGUUGGAGAUGUUCAGGCCCAGAUAUUUCAAAGUGGACACCAUCUCCACAGUGGCUUCUGCAGUGAAGACGGGAGGGGGGUAUGGCCUCUCCUCCUGAAGUCCAGAACCAUCUCCUUAGUCUUAGCCCACAUUGAUGCAGAGGUUGUUUGUUCUGUAACAGUCUAUGAGUUCUUCCACCUCUUGCCUGUGCGCUAACUCAUCCUUGUUGGAAGUCCAACCAAAGCCGUGUCAUCUGCAAACUUCACUAAAUGAUUGCUCUGGUACAGAGCAGUCAUAUGUGAGGUGAGUGUACAACAGAGGGCUCAGGACACAUCAUUGUGGGAAGCCGAUAUUUAGUGUGAUGGUGGGAGAUGAGGUUGAUGGAUGAUGAUGGAUCUUAACCAACUGUGGCCUGUUUGUCAAGAAGUCCAGGACCCAGUUGCAGAGAGAUGGGUUUUAGUCCCAACAGCCGCAGUUUGUUGACUAAGGGCUGCAUAAUGAUCGUAUUUAAGGCAGAUGUAAAGGCCAGGAAGAGCAGCCUGACAGAGCAAUCCCUGCAGUCCAGGUGGGUGAGAGCAGAGUGGACGACAGCAGACACUGCGUCAGAAACAGACAGGUUUCUCCUAUAGGCAUACUGAUGGGGGCCACAUUGAUGUUGAUGGUGUCCUUUAUGUGAGCCAGAACCAGCCGUUCAAAGCAUUUCAUGAUCAGUGGAGUAAGGCAAACCGGACUGCCCCUAAAACCACAAAUUGUUACUACAUUGCUGUUUCUGUAAGGAUUAAACAAAAGAGCUACGUGUUAAUUUUGUGUAUUUCUGAACUUUGGACUGAGCCAGGCUAGGCUAACAACGUCCUGACUCCAUCUCCGUACUUAACAUACAGAUAUCAGAUAAAAGUCUGAACAUUUUAAUCCUAAAAAGUAAAGAUUAAAGGUAUUUCUCAUGAUGUUGAACUCGUUAAUAAGUACACAUGUACAGGAUUUGAAUUCUCCAUCAGUGCAGAAGUAGAUGACACUGACUGGCCAAAAAAAGUCCAAUAUCAGCAUGAUAUACUGUUUUGGGAAACUAAUAUAUCAGUGUAAUCCUGAUUAAAUAUGUGAAAUUUAAUUUUAAAUUAUCGAUCGAAUGGUGGGUUGUUUUGACUAAUGUGUGUGUUUUAAAGUUCUCAUUUCAGCACACAUUUACAUUAGUUACUACAUGUAGAGGCGGUGAAAGCUGAAACAGAGGACUUAAACUUAAUAUUCAAACAGUGUUGCGCGUUUACUUUGUUUUGCAAAGCUGUGCUGGCAUUUUAUAUAAAAAAAGUGUGUUUACACAACUGCUGAAUGUUUGCACUUAAUGUCUUUGUUACAUUAAUUAAUGACUUCAUUCUAAACCCUGUUUUACAACUUGGCUGUAGAAAACACUGUGUUAACUGUUUGUUGUACAGUUUCAGAUGUAACAGAUGUACAUUACUACUGAGCAUCAGAUAUUACCUUAGUUAACAUAAAAAUGUUGUUUUAUGGAAUUUCAAUAUUAAAAAGUAUUUAACUUGUGUUGUAAGGGGGGGAUACUGACAUAGUUUUUAUAGUUUCCCAACAUCAUGUUCACAAUUGCAUUUGUGAGUUAAUUCUUGAAGUUGGAUAUAGUAGUUUAACCAUAAACAAUAAAUUCUUAACUCAA